AUGACCAUAUAAUCCUAAUUAUGAAUCGACAAUUAGAACUUGGUUGUUGAGAAUGAUUCUCUCUCCAGGCUCCUACCGCUAUCAUAAGAUGUUGAGAGGAGAGUCUUUACAUGGACUUGGUGCCUGCUCAAUUAUAUAAUAUUAGAGCAAUGGUAGUUGGUGGGCGAAGGAAUACUGUCUGCUUUCUUGCUACCUUUCUAUCUCUGUUUAUAAUGUCAUUGCUUCUGACAAAUGUUGAAGCUUUUGGUUAUCCAUCAACCGUGAUGCCAUCCGUCUCUUGGACUAACGUCGUCCCAACUGACUUCAGUUUUUGGGAAUCAGCAGGGGUGAGACCUAUCUUGGUUAAUGGGAGUUUUGUUUGUGGCUUCCACUGCAAAUUUGAAGGAACUGCCUGCCUCUUUGCUAUUUCUAUCUUCCCAUCUAGUCUUGAUAGCAACUCCAGCUUUUCUACACAAAUGGUAUGGUCUGCUAAUCGAAACAAGCCGAUUGGACUUGGGGCAAAAUUGCAAUUUUCUCAAGAAGGGGAUUUAACACUGGAAGAUGAUCAUGACACUCUGGUUUGGUCUACAAACACAAUAGGUAAAUUUGUUUUAGGAAUGAAGUUAACUCAUCAGGGUAACCUUAUACUGUUUGAUGGAAACAAUAAGACAGUUUGGCAGUCUUUUGAUCAUCCAACAGAUUGUUUAGUUCUCGGACAGAGGCUUGUUUCUGGGCAGAAACUGAAAGCUAAUAUGUCAUCCACAGAUUGGACAGAGGGUUUAUAUUCAUUUUCAAUUAAUAGUUCUAAUGGUUAUUUUGUUGCUUCUAUAGGGUCAAAUGCCACCCUAGACUAUUACCAAUCCUAUGGGUCUCAAAGAAACAAAAGGUCGCAGUUUUAUGCUAUAUUCAGUGACAAUAAAUUUGGUCCUUUCAAUUUUCUACGGGCUGGAGUUAGUUUUAUACAAUUAGGAUCUGAUGGGCACUUAAGGUAUUUUAGUUGGGUAGAAUCAGAAUGGAAGGAAGUCGAUGAUUUGUUUAAGGAUGAACUCAAUCAAUGUGAUUAUCCGCUGGUGUGCGGAGAAUAUGGAAUUUGUUCAAUGGGAGGAGGAUGCAAUUGCCCAGAACCAGAUGAAAACAAUAUAGCGCACUUCAAGAUGAUUAAUUUUGAUAAUCCAGAUCUUGGUUGUUCUCCUAAUGUACCAAUAUCUUGUGAGUCUUCUUCCCAUGAAAGCCUUCUGGAGAUCAAGCAUGUUUCUCUCUCUACUAGCUACCUUCCAGAUAAUUCUAAUAUAACAGACAUCGAGAGCUGCAAGCAAGCCUGUUUAAACAACUGUUCUUGCAAGUAUGUUGUUUUUCGAAGUUAUAAUCCUAUGUUUGGACAAUCCUUGUGCUUCUUUGGAUCUGAAGCUUUGUCAUUCAAAAGAGAAGGGGAUACAUAUUACAAUUCCUUUGUGUUUUUAAAGGUACAGAGCUCAAUCGUACCAAAUCCACAAAGGAAUCUUUCAUCACCAGCUCAUUUUCCACAAACAAAGAAAAGACAGAAUGUGGGAGUUAUACUUGCAAUAAUUCUUGGAGCCACUUUUAUUGGGUUUCUUAUCUUCACUGUCUUUUUACUAAAAAUUAAAAAGGAUCCAAAGGACGUUGAGGAGGAUUAUCUGGGUCACAUCUCAGGAACACCCACGAGAUUCUCUUAUGAAGAGUUAAAGGUUGCAACCAACAACUUUAGCAACAAGCUAGGUGAGGGAGGAUUCGGUUGUGUUUUUCAAGGAACAUUACCCUGUGGUGCUCAAAUUGCAGUGAAAUGCCUUGAUGGUUUUGGUCCUGUAAAGAAGUCAUUUAUAGCUGAGGUUGAGACCAUAGGAAGCAUUCACCAUUUCAACUUGGUGCGACUGGUUGGGUUCUGUGCUGAGAAAUCACAUAUGCUUUUGGUUUAUGAGUACAUGUGUAACGGGUCCUUGGAUCAAUGGAUCUUCUGCAGAGACAAAGCACUUGCUCUUGGUUGGCAAUGCAGAAGGAAGAUCAUUCUAGAGAUAGCCAAUGGUCUAGCAUAUCUUCAUGGGGGAUGCAGGCAGAAAAUAAUUCACUUGGAUAUCAAACCCCAAAACAUCCUUUUGGAUGAAAAUUUCAAUGCCAAGGUUUCUGAUUUCGGGUUGUCUAAGCUAGUAGGGAGAGAGCAAAGCCAAGUUGUGACGACAAUGAGGGGAACACCGGGUUAUAUGGCCCCAGAAUGGUUGAACUCAGUAAUCACAGAAAAAGUAGAUGUAUAUAGCUUUGGCAUUGUUGUUCUAGAAAUUUUAUGUGGUAGAAAAAAUGUUGACAGAUCUCUGCCGGAAGAGGAUGCUCAUUUGGUAAGCCUUUUUAAGAGAAAGGUUGAGGACGGUCAAUUUCUGGAUCUAGUGGAUAAGUACAAUGAGGAGAUGCAAUCAAAUGCAGUAGAGGUAGUAGAGAUGAUGAAAGUUGCGGCUUGGUGUUUGCAAGGUGAAUAUGCUAAGAGGCCUUCAAUGUCCAUUAUGGUGAAGUUCCUAGAGGGCAAAAUGGAUGAUGAAAACGAAUAUGAUUUCUCAAAUCCACCACCACCACCGGCAGAAGUUGAAACUCACGGACACCAAAUGGAUGCAGCUGCAAUUACUGCCUCUCCAUUAAUUCCAUCUAUUUUAUCUGGUCCAAGGUGAUGAUAUGGGGGAAGAGGAGCUAACACGUGCUGCAAUGUGUUUGCUCGAUCAACUUCAUUUCUUCCUUCCAAAUGCUAAGCAAUUGAGAAAGACUUGACCACUCAAUUAGCAGAUCCAGGGUUAGAGAUUGACGCUGAGAGAGAAACCGAUGGAUAAGCUAAUUUCUUUCCUUGUGUGUGUGGUUUUUUUGUUUUUUUUGGGUCCAUUACAAAUUUGUCAUUUUACAUUGAACGGAAAACAGUUGCAGCACUUCUGUUUUAAUUUCUGUGUGUAAUGUAAUACUAUUAACUACUUCAGCUUCAUACUGGUGUUACACCUC
Messenger RNA from Rubroshorea leprosula, 2970 nucleotides. Lineage: Eukaryota; Viridiplantae; Streptophyta; Magnoliopsida; Malvales; Dipterocarpaceae. The record is from the annotation of a GenBank genome assembly.